Molecule: messenger RNA, 675 nt
Organism: Erinaceus europaeus (western European hedgehog)
Lineage: Eukaryota; Metazoa; Chordata; Mammalia; Eulipotyphla; Erinaceidae
Exons: 4
Coding region: 1-675 (224 amino acids)
Source: RefSeq, a predicted model, not a curated record
AUGCAGAUUGGAAGUCUCAUCAACGCAGGAAGCAGUUUUAAGACCUACCAAGCCUGCCUCAUGUCUUGCAGUGUCCCCGGCAGCAAGGACACUGAGAACCUUACUUUACGUUCUGCCCCAAGCUUGACCUGGCUCCCGACGUCAUCCGCCCCGCGCGCCCAACGUCAUCCUCCCACGCCUGACACCACCCACCCCGCUCGACGUCAUCCGCCCUGCGCCCAACGUCAUCCUCCCACACCUGACACCACCCACCCCGCUCGACGUCAUCCGCCCCGCGCCAUCCUCCCACGCCUGACACCACCCACCCCGCUCGACGUCAUCCGCCCCGCGCCCAACGUCAUCCUCCCACGCCCGACACCACCCACCCGGCUCCCGACGUCAUCCUCCCCGCGCCCAACGUCAUCCUCCCACGCCCGACACCACCCACCCGGCUCCCGACGUCAUCCGCCCCGCGCCCAACGUCAUCCUCCCACGCCCGACACCACCCACCCGGCUCCCGACGUCAUCCGCCCCGCGCCCAACGCCCAACGUCAUCCUCCCACGCCCGACACCACCCACCCGGCUCCCGACGUCAUCCGCCCCGCGCCCAACGCCCAACGUCAUCCUCCCACGCCCGACACCACCCACCCGGCUCCCGACGUCAUCCGCCCCGCGCCCGACGUCCCCCUCCGUUGA